AUGUUCGGACUUGGGGCUGAUGCUGGACGGUUUCCGCAGCGGGGCUUGGUGCACGCGGCCAGCUCGCAGUGGGAGGACGCGCGCCAGUGCUUCCAGGACGCGCUGGCCAUCCACCCCACCCACCUGGACAGCAUGGUGCAACUUGGCGCCGCGUACUACGAGCUCGGCUGGCUGCGGCUGGCCGAGCGCAGCCUGCGCGAGGCGGGCGCGCUGGGCCCGCUGCGCGCGGACACGUGGCGGCGGCUGGCGCUGGUGCUGGCGGCGCUGGGCGACCCCGCCGCCGCGGCCGACGCCGCCGCCGCCGCGCUCGCGCUGCACCCCGCCGCGCCGCUGGCCGGCCCGCUCGCCGCGCCGCUCAACGCCGACCUCGCCCUC
Molecule: messenger RNA, 375 nt
Organism: Iphiclides podalirius (scarce swallowtail)
Lineage: Eukaryota; Metazoa; Arthropoda; Insecta; Lepidoptera; Papilionidae
Source: the annotation of a GenBank genome assembly